CGCGACCAGAGACACAUCGCUGGAGGUUGAAGAAAGGAUGGAGAAUCAUGGAGAUGCCCCGGAGCAGGCUGCCGACGGAGGACUCGUCACAGUCACGAGAGCAACAGUGAUCUUUCUUGCAAAACAGAGCAGGAGAGUGAAUGAAUUGGCAAGAACAACCGGUGAAGAGUCGAAACUCGUCGAUGGUGCCCACACAAUCUCCACAACCCCAGAACUGUUUGAAGAUGCGCCAGCAGAGGCGAAUGUGCCUGAAUUCGAAGAAUCCGAUCGCGUUAGAAUGCCUCUAUUUGUGAAGGAAGAGGACGACAAGAACCCUCUUAUAGGUAGAGAAAAUCAACUCGAAUCGAGCCAAUUCUGUGCUGCAGACUCAUUCAUGGGAAUCCAAGGAACGUGUAGGAUGUAUCAAUUCAACUCGAAUAUGGUUGGAUUGAAAAACACCAAAUUUGACUUCGAAAAUCUGGGUUUGAAUUCCGGCGACGGCGGGAAGGGAAGUAUGGUUUAUUCGAAGGCGAUGGCGACGAUUCGAGGCUGGGGAAGGAUGCAAAAAUUCAAUUGGAAGCUUUCUCCAGGCUUGGCGUCGACGAAUUGGUCUGGAAGUCCCUGAAUCAAAAAGCCCCAAUUUCGUUGUUUAAGAACACUAUCUUAGUUCUGUGACGAAUUUUUGAGAAGAGGAUGAAAUUUUUUAGAACACUAUCAAGUCAUUUUCCGUGUUCAGGUAGCCAAAUUUCGAGGCACGGUUCUCUCACUUGGCUAGAUGAAAAUUCGCGUGAUAGCUUGUUUUGAAGAUAAGAAUUUUAUCUACAUGAUGGUAUUCUUGGUGGCUCGAGAGGAAGUUCAGAAGGUCAUUUUCCAGAUGUCCAAAUUUGCUAUCUGGAAAACUGAAAACUACCAGAAUUUGGCUAUGGCAGAAACCUUGUUAAUGAAGCCUACUUUGGAGCUUAAUUCGAGGAGCAUGGAUCUGAUUCUAGUCCAAAGGCUUCCACAAUACGAAACUAGGUAUGUUGUAUAACAAAGGGAAGGAAUUGGAUGAAGGAUUGGAGAUCUGGAAGGCCUCGAACGAAUAGCAUGAAGUUAGUACGAAAGCUAUUUUUUGGCAGCUUUCUUGUGCGUAAAGAAAGGAGUUUGAGUCCGAAUUUUGUAACCUUUUUAGAGUAAAGUUUUACCUUAUUU
Messenger RNA from Linum trigynum, 1170 nucleotides. NCBI's taxonomy places the organism in Eukaryota, Viridiplantae, Streptophyta, Magnoliopsida, Malpighiales, Linaceae. The record is from the annotation of a GenBank genome assembly.